Messenger RNA from Giardia duodenalis, 1305 nucleotides. Its product is annotated as Mu adaptin isoform b. Gene Ontology annotation, biological process: intracellular protein transport; vesicle-mediated transport. Gene Ontology annotation, cellular component: clathrin adaptor complex; cytoplasmic vesicle. Lineage: Eukaryota; Fornicata; Diplomonadida; Hexamitidae. The coding region runs from base 1 to 1305 and encodes 434 amino acids. The transcript has a single exon. The record is from RefSeq and is a predicted model, not a curated record.
AUGAUCAAGGCGGUCAUUCUUUUGGAUGAUGUAGGUGAGCUUAUCUUGCAGCGCGUUUUUAUGGGUUCGUUCGACAAGACAGCCCUGGACCUUCUUCGUACCCACGUCUUAGGAGGGUCAAUUUCACAGCCUAUCCUUAGAAUUCCGCCCCACAUAUACGCAUACAAGAGGUGCGAUGCACUCCACUUUUUCUGCACAAUAUCUGCCAAAACAGACACUAUGUCCGCCAUUACUUUCCUCGACCGUUUUUAUAAGGCAAUGGGGGCUUUCCUCAAGGAAAAGGAGCUGGCCGGAAAUCUGAGGAAGUUUAUUCCCCUUAUCCAUGAGCUUCUCGACGAAAUGAUCGACAAUGGCGAUGUGCAGACGACCGAUCCUGAGGUUCUCAAGCUCUUCAUCCAGACCAGACAGAAAAUCAAUAAAGCGGAGGAGAGCAAUCAGCAGAUCACUGUCCAGGCAACCGGUGCUCUCUCCCACCGCCGCCAGGGAAUUAUUUACAAGCGCAACGAGAUCUUCAUCGACGUCGUUGAGUCUGUCAAUGCCAUGUUUAACAAUGUUGGUCAGUCCCUCCAUGCGGACGUCUCUGGAAAAAUCAUCAUCAAGAACAGCCUCACAGGAAUGCCGGACUGCUCUUUUGGGUUCAACGAUCGUGUUGUCGGUGCUGGCGCUAACGGGCCGCGAACAGAGGUUGCACAGCAGGUCGCGGGUGUUAGCCAGGCGGGGGUCGUGAUGGAUGAUCUAUCCUUCCACCACUGUGUCCGCCUUGGGAACUUUGCUGUUGACAGGUCGAUAGCCUUCGUUCCACCCGAUGGUGAGUUCCAGCUUAUGGCAUUCCGCGUCACCGAAGAGGUCAAGGAGCCAUUUUCAAUCAAGCCUAUCGUCACCGUCCACGGGAGAAAUCGCAUGGAGAUAGUCCUCAACUUGAGGUGUGGCAUACCAUCAAACAAUGUCGCGGAGCACGUUAUCGUCAGCGUGCCUAUGCCCUCGAACGUCUCAGACGUCACCGCCAUCGAAUCACUCGGGAAGUGCAGGCUGCGAAAGGAUGGCCAGGCAGCCGAGUGGCGUAUCAAGUCGAUCACAGGAGGCACCACUGCUACCCUUUCGAUGGAGGUCCAGUGCGUAAGCUCCUCGUCCAUAGACCUUCGUGAGUGGAGGAGACCUCCUCUUGCUAUGAACUUUGAUAUUCCCAUGUAUACGGCAUCUGGCAUAGAGGUGCGCUACAUAAGGAUUAUAGCCCAGGAAGGGUAUGAGACUGAGAAGUGGCUGACUUACAAGACAAGCGCGGGGACUUAUCAGAUUAGGUGGUAA